AAGUCCCGAGCUUGUCGUUGAUUGGGUAGUCAUAAGAUUGUGACGUCAUAAGAGUAUGUAAAAACGAAAAGUGGCCGCUUAUAACUGAAUUGCUGUUGUGUACCUACGGAGCGGUAUGUACCGCUUCGAGGUUGCCUGCAAUCAUUCUACACCUGGAAGCGUAACUGAGCAAAGAGUUGGAACCGAUACACGUACGGUCUGUCUCUAGAUCGACGCGCCAGAGAAGGCACGUAGUGUCAUCGUUUCUCUAUCAAUUCAUUCAACAACAUGGGAUGCUGCGCUUCUCGCCCGCUGGUCGGAGACAACAUCUACAUAGAUUUUCCAGACGUGCAACCGAAUGUCGACCAAAGAGUCAACACGGAAACAGCAGAUGUGACUACCACUCAACAGCAAGACUCUGAAAGCUCCAAAUUCGAUAAACUCUUGACUCCUGUCCAAGAUUUGCAGCCACGAAUCUACUCAAUAUUUCGUACUCUGAUGCGUUUGGAAGAAAAACACAUGAAUUGUCUGAGACAGGCUGAGGAGUAUCAGGCAAGAACAACAGAAGAUAAAACUCUCAUCAACAGAGAGCUUGACGUCAUAUUUGGAGAUACUCAGUCUUUGCUUUCCAUCCAAGACAUCAUCAUUCCUACAGUCAAAAACUGCAUGGAGAAAAGCUCGACGCAUUCCGGAGUAAAGUCGUCACUGCUGAACGCAGCUGCUACUUACUGGAGGCUGUGUGAGACCUUCAAGAAACAGGCUCUCAACUGGCUAGCAAGGAGGUCAUUUACUUACAUGCUGACAAGAAGACACCCGGAAAUGGUUGAACUCUUACAGCAAUGUGAAGACGCUGAGAUGCUGCUACCACUGGACAAGAUUUUGACUCUGCCAUUGCAACGUGUUACAAGAUAUGAUGAAAUAUUCUGCCAUCUCCAAGAAAUGGCAGCAAGUGCUGGUAUGACACAAGAAGCAAGCAGUCUAGAAGAGACAAGAAAGGCAAUAUCGGCUGUCAUUGAGUCAGUAAAACAAGUUGAUGAUUUGAGUAGAAGAUUCGAAGGCAUGUGGAAGACAACUCUAGUAAUACACAACGUCAAGAACGCCAGUCUAAAGUCCAACCCGACUGCACUGAUACAUCAUGCAACAGCAAAGUGGCAAACAAUUCCCGACGAUGUCAUACAAUUCCUAAACCGCCACGGAAUAGUACAACACAGUGUCUGGGAAGUGCAUUGUUUCUUGUUUGAAACCCUACUCAUCACAAUUUGCAUCGUGGACAAAAUGCGCGAUCUGUUUUAUGGCCAUGUCUAUCCUCUGAGUUACGUGGCCAUCAACAGCAUCCACGAAUGCGAGACAACAUGGACUGUGUAUCGAUACGACGUGGAAUACUGUGAAUUGACACUGAGCAGCAGCACGCAAGAAGACAAGUGGAUGAUGAUUAACCUAAUCCGAGAAAAAGCGCGACUUCUUGGAUACAUCAUGAGUGAUGAUGAAGACGACAAUGAAAGUGAUGAGGAAUUUGUUGAUCAAGCUCCUCCUCUGCAGUGCCGACAUCAAUUGCAAUUGUUGAUGAAAGAGUUGGUAACCACAGAAGUGACAUAUGUAAAGAACUUGGACUUGUUGAUGAACACUUACCUUCUGCCACUACGAGCUGAGAAGGUUUUGACAGUAGACGAGACAAACAGCAUUUGCUCCAACAUUGAACAAAUAGUGGCACAUCAACGAGUAUUUCUGAAAGCACUAGAGACUGCUUUCUAUCAAUCCAAUGACAGCAGACAGGCAAUACAAUGUAUCUGUGCCGUGUUCAAUGCCAAUAGUGAACACUUCAAGCUCUACACCGACUACAUAGUAGGUCUAUCGCAAUGCAAUAACGUUCUAGUCGAAAAACACCUUGAACUCGAAAAAUUUGUCACAAAGAAACGUCCUUCAGAACAACAUGCGCUGUCUCUGCCAUCCCUACUGAUCACACCAUUCCAGAGAUUACUUCGAUACCCAUUGAUUAUAAAAUCAGCCAUUUCCUGUACGAAAAGCGAGAGUGGAUGGCAAAAGGAGAUGGCACUGCUAGAAGAGACUGUGGCUGCAAUAGAAGCAAUAUGCAGAGAUAUCAAUGAGAAGAAGAGGAAGAAGGACAAUUGAUGAGGGAGACACCCAAUUCUGUAAAGGAUCUCUUUGUCACGAUAAAAUUACUGCAACGUUGGUUGCAGUCGUGGACCCAACACAACCACGUAAAAUGCCCAACAACAACUUCACUGAAAAACAAAUUAAGUUGUGACUGGUACGUAUCGUAAGUGUGCUAAAUGAACACAAUACAAUACACGGUUCAUACUUCAUAAAAUAAAUGGACAGCCAUAAGGACCACCAAAGGCAAUCAACUAAACACGAGGAGUCACAUAUGAUGCAUUGGUACGCCAAUAUAAACACAAAUUCAAAUGGAACUGACAACAUGCAUGUACAUUUACUGUACAUGUAUGUACCUUGGUUCUGCAAUAAGG
Corticium candelabrum is the source of this 2465-nucleotide messenger RNA. RefSeq lists its product as uncharacterized. NCBI's taxonomy places the organism in Eukaryota, Metazoa, Porifera, Homoscleromorpha, Homosclerophorida, Plakinidae. The transcript is spliced from 18 exons. Gene Ontology annotation, cellular component: cytoplasm. Bases 268 to 2109 code for a protein of 613 amino acids. The record is from RefSeq and is a predicted model, not a curated record. Gene Ontology annotation, molecular function: guanyl-nucleotide exchange factor activity.